This is a messenger RNA of Paramecium tetraurelia, 282 nucleotides long. RefSeq lists its product as uncharacterized. The transcript has a single exon. The record is from RefSeq and is a predicted model, not a curated record. NCBI's taxonomy places the organism in Eukaryota, Ciliophora, Oligohymenophorea, Peniculida, Parameciidae.
CAAAAAUAAAUAAUUAAUAUUUAUUUUAAAAAUGGAUAUUUUUAAGGAUUUAUUUGCCACGCAAGGUUUCCAAUUAUGUGCGAAAGCUGUUUAGGAUGCUUAACCAACAGGAGAUCAAGAAGCUUUAUUCAAACAAUGUCAAUAAAAUUAUGCUAAUGCUUAUAAGGUUGUCGGCUAAGAGUUUCUUAGAUUCUUCAACAAUCAGCCAUCAAAGGAUAGAUACGGUCCUCCCUAGGAAAUUUGAUAAAUAAUAUAUUGAAGUAACACAAAACAAUAUUAAUA